AUGUCUGAAGAAAAGGCUCAGCAGGAUACCUUUGAGAGGGUGACAGAGCAAAGGAGUCCCAUCACUGGCGACAGAAUGGCUCUUGUCACAGAAGCUGAGGAGAAGGCUGUUCUGCGCAAGCUUGAUUUACAUAUUCUGCCUCUUUUGUUCCUCGUCUACACAUUCUCCAACUUGGAUCGCAGUAACUUGGGCAAUGCUCGUCUUGCAGGAUUGACAGAUUCUGUGAACUUGGAGGGCAAACGCUACGACUGGCUUGGAACGGCUUUCUAUAUCGCAUAUAUUUGUUCUCAGUGGACGGCCGUUGGCUUCAAACGAUUUCCUCCGCAUAAAUGGGUUUUCUUCUCUGCUAUAGGGUUUUCGACCAUAUCAGCAUGCCAAGCCGCCGUCACCAAUUACGCCAGUCUGGUCGUCCUGCGUGUGCUGCUCGGCUGUUUCGAAGGCAUGUUUUCCGGGGUGCCUCUAUAUCUAUCCUUCUUCUACCCCAGAGACAAAGUUGGCUUCCGCCAGGGCAUCUUCCUCUCUGGAUCUGCCCUUGCAAACGCAUAUGGGGGCGUUUUGGGAUAUGCUAUUCUGGGUAUUCGGGGCUCAGUUGCACCAUGGCGAUGCCUGUUCCUCAUUGAAGGGUUACCAGUAUGGAUCGUUGCCAUCCUGGCAUGGUUUCAUCUCCCGGACGACCUUCUCAGUGCCAAAUUCCUCACCGACAGAGAGAAAGAAGUUGCCUGGCAGUGUGUUGGACGGGGACAAACUGUCGACUCAGAGGGCGCGGGAGGGGUCAGCUGGGCAGAAUGGCGUUCAGCAUUCUUGGACUGGCGGAGUUAUGUGCCAGGCUUGAUGUACUUCUCCUGCAACGUGUGCUUCGGCUCGCUGCCUCUCUUCAUUCCGACCAUCAUAUCCGAAAUGGGCACAUUCAACCACCAAGAAAGCAAUGGAUUAUCAGCUCCCCCAUACGCUCUCUGCUUUUUCACCAUUCUAGCAUGUGCUUUCGCCAGCGACCGCGCUAAGCUGCGUGGACCCUUUGUGGCCGCUGCUGCGAUUGUAUCAACAGUCGGAUACGGCCUUCUCGGUGUUUGCGAGGGGGUUGCUGCUCGAUACGCGGGAGUCUUCCUCAGUGUACAAAUCUUUGUCAGUAUCAGCAUUCUUCUUCCAUGGGUUUCCAGCGUACACCACACUGAGAGCAAGCGCGCUGGGCCAGUUUGGGCCCUUGUGGAAGCCCCAGAUGCUACUGUAGACGCUUCGCCAGCUCGGUCCGAUCGCACGGUUGUAGGAACUUCGAGCAGUGCCUUGAACUAUACCGCUGCGGAGCCAUCUCCUGAAGUUGGCCCAUCAUAUGUUGCGCAGUCAGACCGAUCUUCAUCGCUUUCUGAAAUCUUGGGUCGAGAGGGCAUUACGAUAAAACAGAUAGACGACUGCUUUGCUCGGUUCUUCAACCACUACAGCAAGCUUCUGCCUGGAAUCUUCAGUGAAAACGAUGUAAACUACGAAUCGUGCCAGGCACUUGGAGCACGCCGCGAAGUUCAGAUAGCUGUUCAACACAUCAGAGGUGGAACAUUCCAACCACUUUUACACAUUACGAACCCCAUGCCCAUUAUAAAAAGCUCCCUGAUUCUGUGUCUCUGGCCUCUGCCAGUGGACACGAUGUGGAAAGAUCCUUCACAUGUGUAUGCAGGCACAGCCCAUUCUCUCGCUGUUCAGAAUGGGCUUUUCAUCGACGGCCACGAGCAAGACUUUGCACGGACGCAUACUUCAUUGUCCAAAGAAAUGAGAGAUAUGAGAGCUCAUCUGUGGCUCAACUGUUGUUUAGUUUUCCAAGCUACCAGCCUGUGUGAUGGCCUCCCGCAUCUUUCUAUCUCCGAGUCCAAGCCCUACCAGAGGAAAGCUAGGCUCGAAGAGAUUGUGGACGCCUCAUUCCAUUACCGCAUCAAGUGCCAUGACAUCUUGUUUGAUGCCACUAGAGCAUUUGGCGACAUCAUAAACGAGCAGGGCGAGGGCAGCUACCUUACCCGGUGCUGUACCCGUCUCGCAAUAUCAGCAUACUACUUCUUCCUACAGAGCCAUGACCUUAAGAAACCAGGCCUGAUCACAGCCUUUUCAAUAGCCACAGAAAUUCUUGAUGUCGUGUCUCGCCUAGAUGCCAUGCAGGACUUCGCCUUAUAUGCUUCAAACUACUAUACCCGCAUGGCCUUGCUAGCGGCGUUUUGCAUCCUACGAAUUGUCCGGAGCGAGCUGAAAGAGCACAUUGACCUGCGUGAUGCUCAACAGUCCUUGUUCAAGGCUAUUUCCUUCGCCAAGAGGCAUUCCAUGCAACAUGGUGACCUGGACGAGAGGUAUGGGAGCAUUCUCUCGCAGUUGUGGUCAAACAGCGAUUCGAUGAAUACUACUACAGCUAAUGGGUUGGAUCUGAGGAUCCGGAGUCGUUUGUUUAUGAGCGUGGUCUUUGACUCUCUUUGGUGGUGGCGAGUCGAAUACAACGGGCAAGGCAGCCCGUACGACACGAACAAUGCUGCGCCAGAAUCUGUUCAGAUGGAUGCCACAGAUGCCAGCACGCUUUGGAACUCGACAGCUGCGCCUGUAGGCCACAGCUUCGGAUUAUCCGACCUCCCCGAGGUUUACAUGGACUGGAACUUCCCUCUGAACAUUGAUUAUAUUGGGUAG
Molecule: messenger RNA, 2652 nt
Organism: Fusarium subglutinans
Lineage: Eukaryota; Fungi; Ascomycota; Sordariomycetes; Hypocreales; Nectriaceae
Product: nicotinamide mononucleotide permease
Exons: 9
Coding region: 1-2652 (883 amino acids)
Biological process (GO): transmembrane transport
Cellular component (GO): membrane
Molecular function (GO): transmembrane transporter activity
Source: RefSeq, a predicted model, not a curated record